AUGCCUUUGAAAGUAACACCUGGUGUCCUCGACUGGGUCAGGUUCGUGCGUGGUGCUGCCAGUCUCGUGGGCUCGCCCCUCUUCCGUCGUGUCCCAGAUGCAGCUGCCGCCGCAGUGCUGGUGGGCGUGGCUGGUGCGGAGGUCGCUCUCGAGGCAUCGGAUGGGGCGGCGUCAAGAUGUUUCAACUGCUUCGGUGGCUGUGGUGACUGCCGCUGCGAACCAUGCGUCGAUGUCAGCGUCUAUCCCUACGCAGCUUGGCGUUUUCGUUACGUUAUUACAAUAGGAGAUUACGCGACCCCGGGCUCUACACUAGAGAGAAAGAUUUUGGACAGGACUGUCCAAACUCUGUCCACCAAUGGAAUUUCCGGCUCCCGCCAGAUCUCGGGGCUGGUAUUCGUGCCCAACCUGGCAACAGAGGAUCCUUGCAGCGAAAUCACUGCACAAUUUGUCCCCAAAAGUGUCACUCGUCACAAGGACGACUUGACCUUCGGGUAUCCGCGAUUGGGAUCGCCCCAUGGAGGUCUGUGGAUUGCACCAACUCGUUAUUGUCUGCCUCGCGGGAGGCAAAGGCAGAUGGAAUGA
Molecule: messenger RNA, 582 nt
Organism: Penicillium cataractarum
Lineage: Eukaryota; Fungi; Ascomycota; Eurotiomycetes; Eurotiales; Aspergillaceae
Exons: 3
Coding region: 1-582 (193 amino acids)
Source: RefSeq, a predicted model, not a curated record